UUCAAAUUGUGUGCUUGUUUCUCGUGUAUUUUGUGGUGUUUGUGCGAUCCGAUACGAGUGGUCAUCUCUUACAUAUCCCUUUUUAUUGUUAUUUUUUUUUUGCAAGUGCCGGGAAACAUUCGAAUUGGUUGUUAAGCAAUAUUUAUUUAUAACAGUUAACUGUAAAGUAAAGCAAGAAAUGCUCCAUUCUUUUCAUUGUUUUUGAAAGGUGUAAAGUAAAAGUAAAUAGCAAAAGGCGCAACGAGAAUUUGUUAAAACAUGUUCAAAUAAGCAAACACUCGAUACAUUUACAUACACAUGUGCGCAUGUGUGCAGUCCCAAGGACCUCGCGAGACCAAGAAGGAGCGGGCGAAGCAACAGGCAAAAAUCACAAACGACAGCAAUUGCUGCCCUUUUUAUUUGAUUUUUGUGUUUUUUUUUUUCUGUUGUUUUUGAGUUUGCUGUCGCAGCAAUAAUAUAAGAAUUACGAACACAGGCGCAUGUGAUAUACGACCACCACUAGAGAUCGCACACACACAUACACAUACAUACAUUUAGGCACACACGGAGGGCGAGGGAGAUAGAGUGAGAGAAGGUGGUGGUGGAGAAGGAGGAGGAGGAAAGGAAGGAAAGGGACGAAGCGCAAGCUUAUCUCUCCGCUUUUCGAGAAGGCGAACGAAGACGAUAAAAGCAAAGCAAACAGCGCACACACGUAAAUAAAACAGAUCGGCUGUUUUAAAAAAUACACACACAUAUGUAUAUCGAAAAGGGACAAAGCAAAGCGAAGAAUAUCUGCCGCUGGUUCAUCUUCCUUUUACACAUAUGCCUGGAAAAUAUCCUGACACACACACACAUUACCUCACACACUCGCACACGCAUUCGAACGACAAGCACGUGUAAUUUCUGCUCCCCGCUCUUUGCCCCUCUCUCUACUGCACCCGUGCAUCUCUUCCUUUCAACAUUCGUCGCUAAUCAAACGCUCUCUUCACUUUUUUAGCUGAUUUUUUUUAUUGUUGCAAUGCAAUAUUCGCGGAACGAAUAACAACAACAUACAUAACUCAACAUUCAAGUGCAAAGCAAAUACAAAUCAAACACAAACGAAAAAGCCAACAAAAUAAAGAAAUAUUGAAAAAACAAAACGAAAAAAUUCGCACAUUUUUUCCGUCUUGUCCAGUGGAAAAUACAACAAAUUAAAAAAAAAAAAAAAGGAAACAACAACGGCUAAAUCAAGUUCAAAAUCUGUUCAAAACCGAUCAACAAAAUGUCUGCUGAUAUUCUGCAGAAAUCAAGAGAGCAGGAUGAAUCGCAUUACUUCGAGCGUGGCGAUAUAUCCAAAUACGUAACGAUGAACGAUCACUUGGGUGAUUUGGAUCGCAUACAACGCGAGGUGCGCAAGGAAAUAAGGAUGCUCCUCGUCCACGGCGUCAACUCGGAUCAGCAGCAGCACCAGCAGCAACAGCAGCAGCAGCAGCCACAUCGCCUCCAUGGCGCCCUCACACGCACCAUUUCACAGCCGGCCCAGCUCAUCCAGCAGCAGCAGCAACAACAGCAGCAACAGCAGCAGCAGCAGCAGCAGCAGCCACCUGUGUCCAGUCUGGUGACCAUCACCGAGAACCUGGGCAACAUGAACCUGCACCGGAAGCUGGAGCGCACCCAGUCGGAGCCACUGCCGCCACAGCAGCCGAUGAACACAUCCAGAUACAAGACCGAGCUGUGCCGUCCGUUCGAGGAGGCCGGAGAAUGCAAGUACGGCGAGAAGUGCCAGUUCGCCCAUGGAAGCCACGAGUUGCGCAACGUGCACCGUCAUCCCAAAUACAAGACGGAGUACUGCCGCACCUUCCACAGCGUGGGCUUCUGUCCCUACGGACCGCGCUGUCACUUUGUCCACAAUGCGGACGAGGCCCGCGCCCAACAGGCCGCCCAGCAGGCGGCGGCCCAGGCAUCCAAGUCCUCACCCCAGUCGCAGUCGCAGUCGCAGUCACAGCAGUCGCCGAAGAGCAACCAGAGCAGCAAUCAGAGUAGCAACAGUAGCACCAGCAGCAGCGGCGGCGGCAACAACCAUAACAACAACAACAACAACAAUAGUAGCCAGUUCUAUCUGCCGCUAAGCCCACCGCUGAGCAUGAGCACAGGAUCGGACCGUGAAUCGCCCACCGGAUCACUGUCGCUCAGCCCCACCAACUCGCUGACCAGCUUCCCGUUCCACGAUGCCCUGCCGCUGCAGCACGGCUAUUUGGCCUCGAAUGGCGCCACAAGCAACAGUUCCGCCUCGUCCACAUCGUCGGCGUCUGGACUGGGUCUGGGCAUGAGCAUGGGCAUGGGCCAGGGCAUGAUCAUCGGUCAGGGUUUGGGAAUGGGUCAUCAUGGACCGGCCACACCGCCGGAGAGCCCCAAUGUGCCCAUUUCGCCAGUGCACACACCGCCGCCAUACGAUGUGGUGGUCAGUGGAUCUGGAGCGGGCAACAAUGCCAUCGGCAGCAGCAAGCAGCUGCUGCAGAAGAGCGUCAGCACACCGAUGCAGCAGGAGGAUACGCCCAGGCUGCCGGUAUUCAAUCGUCUCAGCUCCGGAGUGGAGGCCUACCAGCAGCAGUCCAACUUGGGACUCUAAGGGCGAGGCGAGGCAGUCCGCAAAACAAAAAUGAAUUAAAAGCAACCAUCCAGCAUAUCCUACUCACGCCCAUCAAAGCAUCCCUCCAUCAACAAAAAACCGCAUCCUUGACAAAAUCUCAGUAACGACCUAUACCAUGGAAACUGGAAACAAAACUACUCUCGCAGUGCAAUCCAAACCCAAUCCAAAUUCCCCAAGGCAACUGGAUUUCCGGGGGCACAUCCUUCGAUGCAAAACAUGUGUGUAUCAAGUAUACGCCACCGAAAUAGCAGGCCACUGCCAAGCAACAGACAUACAUCCCUCCCCUUUCUAAAUAUGAACCGAUCUUUGAUAUGAAUUCUCUCAUUGCUGUGACAGUCAAACGUAAUCGUUAUAAUCGUUAUAUGAGAAGGACCGAAUAACAGACACUACGGGACAAUUAGGUAGAUAGAUACGUAAAUGACAAACAAACAAUCCAAGCAAACGAUGAUCUUAAACUAUAACUAAAUACUAAAAACUAACAAAAACAAAACAAACAAACAAAAAGCAAAGCAAGCACGAAAGCUAAAGCUAAACAAAACAUUCUUAUGAACUAGACAAGAUGAAGAGACGAAGAUGACAAAAAGGACUAUUGGGAAUCUUCAGCGAAUGUUGCUCAAAUCAAAUCAAAACCCACGGCCAACGACGAAUGUGAAAAUCGUUCCUGCAUUUAUAGAAACUACUGCAGUGCACCAAUUAGAACCCAUGCACACCUGUCGCUUUUGUUCAAUACUUAUACGCCACGCACUUUGGAUAAGUCUUAUGUAAAAAAAUUGAUUAUCGGCUUGUAUAUAUAUAUACAUAUAUGGCCAGCACCUGUGUAUAUAUAACUUUUGAUGUGGAUAAAUAGAGAAGGAGAGUAGAGAGUAGAGAGUUGGUCCGAUGUCUUCCAAUCCAAGCCAAGCCAAUUAAUCAAUCAAUCCAUUCAGAUGAGAAUGAUAGACGGACAGAAAACAAUGCUAAGAAAAUUCUUUAAUUUAUUAUUUUUUGCUAAAUUUAUGUAAUAGAAAACGUUGUGUACAUACGAGAGUUAAUAUUUUGAUAAAGAUAAUAAAUUAUAAUUACCAAUUACCUUACGUUUACGGUUAAA
Drosophila yakuba is the source of this 3695-nucleotide messenger RNA. It is a transcript of the gene Tis11, whose product is annotated as protein TIS11. Bases 1241 to 2587 code for a protein of 448 amino acids. The record is from RefSeq and is a predicted model, not a curated record. Lineage: Eukaryota; Metazoa; Arthropoda; Insecta; Diptera; Drosophilidae. The transcript has 3 exons. Gene Ontology annotation, molecular function: metal ion binding; mRNA binding.